This is a messenger RNA of Vanrija pseudolonga, 3333 nucleotides long. RefSeq names its product putative phospholipid-transporting ATPase IIB (gene ATP9B). The transcript is spliced from 15 exons. The coding region runs from base 1 to 3333 and encodes 1110 amino acids. Gene Ontology annotation, molecular function: ATPase-coupled intramembrane lipid carrier activity; ATP hydrolysis activity; ATP binding. Lineage: Eukaryota; Fungi; Basidiomycota; Tremellomycetes; Trichosporonales; Trichosporonaceae. The record is from RefSeq and is a predicted model, not a curated record. Gene Ontology annotation, biological process: endocytosis; retrograde vesicle-mediated transport, Golgi to endoplasmic reticulum; phospholipid translocation. Gene Ontology annotation, cellular component: endosome; trans-Golgi network; plasma membrane.
AUGCCUCGCCUAUCAACAGACGAUGCUGCCGAACCCAGAGCACCAUCAUCGUCCAAGACGCGCCUAUUUGGCCGCAAAAAGGCCCGACAGAGCGAUGUAGACAGGGAGGAGGGCGAGGCUCUGCUGGCGGGCUCCGAGCUCGAGGAAGCUGAGGAGGCUCAGCUGAUUGAAGCUGCGGUACGUGAAAUCUAUAUCUGUCGCGCUCUCCCCAUUGACGCGGGGCAACAGGCCUUGACAGCCAGUGCUGUGACUGGCUCGAGGGUGAUCCCAAUACCGACUUCAGCGACAAAUGUUGUCCGCAACCAAAAGUACAGCGUUAUUACCUUCCUCCCGAUCGUCUUCUACGAGCAGUUCAAGUUCUUCUUCAACUUCUACUUUCUGGUGGUCGCACUGAGCCAGUUCAUCCCGGCAUUGAAGAUCGGAUAUAUCGUGACCUACGUCGCACCAUUGGCGUUCGUGUUGGCCGUCACCAUGGGCAAGGAAGCCUAUGACGACUACUGUCGUUACUUGCGAGAUCGCGAAGACAACUCGAGCCGAUACCUGGUGCUCCUCCCGCACACGGACUCGGCCCAAGGCUCCAACACACCUGAAGCAGAUUUACCUCGCCCCCAAACAAGAUCCACGCCGUCGUCAGCCAUCAAAGUGGGCGACAUGAUCUUGCUUGAGAAGAACCAGCGCGUCCCGGCCGACAUGGUCCUCCUCGUGACAAGCGAAGAGGAGGGAUCGUGUUUUGUUCGCACCGAUCAGCUCGAUGGCGAAACCGACUGGAAGUUGAAGAUUGCUGUUCCGGAAACCCAACAGUUGCGGGAAAAGAAGGUUGGGGGUCUGGAAGGCAGCCUGUACGCCGACCCUCCCAUCAAGGAUAUCCACACGUUCUAUGGCGUGCUGAACAUCAAGUCCACAGACCCAGGGGCAUAUGAAGAGAAGUCUAUUCCGCUAUCUGUGGAGAACAUUCUUUGGGCAAACACUGUCCUUGCCGCCGGCUCAGCUGUGGGCCUGGUGGUGUACACCGGAAACGACACCAGGGCGGUGUUGAACACCAGUGAGCCAGAAACGAAGAUCGGAACCUUGGAAAAGGAAGUCAACAAGAUGGCCAAGGUAUGUCACGUCUUCGCGGCGCUGUCGCUGAUUUUUCAGAUUCUCUGUACCGUAACGUUCGCUCUGUCCGUCUUUCUCGUCGCUUUGAACGGCUUCCGAGGGCAGUGGUAUAUCUACGUCUUCCGCUUCCUCAUUCUCUUCUCGUCCAUCAUCCCCAUCAGCCUCCGAGUCAACCUAGACAUGGGCAAAACGUUCUACGCACACCAGAUCCAACACGACUCGGAAAUUCCUGGCACUGUUGUUCGAACCGGUACUUUGCCCGAGGAGCUAGGACGAGUGGAGUAUCUCCUCACCGACAAGACGGGCACCCUUACGCGCAAUGAAAUGGAACUGAAGAAGCUUCACAUGGGCACCGUCGUGUUUGCCUGGGAUGCAAUGGACGAAGUGGCUCACCUUCUUGCCCAGGCCUUCAGUGAAGAGCCGCAGCGUCGACAGGGCUCAAUGGGACCGGGAAUCGGCAAUCGCGGUCGCCGCGAUAUCUCUGCUCGCGUUCGGGACGCCGUUGUUGCGUUGGCUACAUGUCAUAAUGUGACGCCUGUCACAAACGAUGAUGGCACGGUGACCUACCAAGCAUCUUCGCCCGAUGAGGUCGCGAUUGUCGAAUGGACAGAGUCUGUCGGUCUGACUCUCGUUCACCGCGACCGCACGAGCAUGACUCUGCGCUCCAAGGGAGGCGAAACGUUGACAUUCGACAUCCUUUCACUAUUCCCCUUCACCUCCGAAUCGAAACGCAUGGGUAUCAUCGUGCGAGAGCGGGAACGUGGAACGACGACAUUUGUUCAAAAGGGAGCAGAUGUGGUCAUGUCUCGGAUCGUUCAGAAGAAUGACUGGCUCGACGAGGAGUGCGGCAACAUGGCCCGAGAGGGACUACGAACCUUGGUGCUGGGCAGGAAGCGCCUAUCCGAUGGAGCCUACGAAGAGUUCGACAAGCGCUACCGCAGUGCCCAGCUCUUGGCAGGCGACGAGCGAGCAGAUGCAGUUCAAGCGGUAAUCACCGAAUGUUUGGAGAACGACCUCGAGCUCCUAGCUCUGACUGGUGUUGAGGACAAGCUGCAAGAAGAAGUCAAGUCCACCUUGGAGUUGAUGCGUAACGCUGGCCUCAAGAUUUGGAUGUUGACCGGAGACAAGAUCGAGACGGCUACCAACAUCGCAGUUUCCAGCAAAUUGGUAUCCAGGAACCAGUAUAUCCAUCAAGUUGCAAAACUGCGAACGGCUGAUCAGGUCCGCGAUAUGCUCGAUUUCCUCCAUGCCAACUUUGACUGCUGUCUCGUGAUCGACGGCGAGUCUCUCCAGCUUUGUCUGGACAAGUUCCGUAAUGAGUUUAUCAUGUUGGCAACCCAGCUUCCAGCUGUCGUCGCUUGUCGAUGCUCGCCGACACAGAAGGCGGACGUCGCCAAGCUCAUUCGCGAGUACAGCAAGAAGACCGUUUGCUGUAUCGGCGAUGGUGGUAACGACGUCAGCAUGAUCCAGGCAGCGGAUGUCGGCAUUGGUAUUGUGGGCAAGGAGGGAAAGCAAGCUUCCUUGGCGGCCGACUUCUCCAUCAACCAGUUCUCAUACCUGACCAAGCUCCUGUUGUGGCAUGGACGCAACUCUUACAAGCGAUCGGCCAAGCUGUCACAAUUCGUCAUCCACCGUGGUUUGAUCAUCUCCGUCAUUCAAGCCGUGUUCAGCUCCAUCUUCUUCUUUGCCCCCAUUGCCCUUUAUCAAGGCUGGCUCCAGGUUGGAUACGCGACAGUCUACACCAUGGCGCCCGUGUUCUCGCUGGUCCUUGACCGGGACGUUAGCGAGGAUCUUGCCCUUCUGUACCCCGAGCUCUACAAAGAGCUGACCAAGGGUCGGGCCCUUAGCUACAAGACCUUCUUCACCUGGCUCACGAUCAGUGUCUAUCAAGGUGGCAUCAUCAUGCUCCUGUCACUACUGUUGUUCGAAUCCGAGUUCCUCCACAUCGUUGCGAUCUCGUUUACCGCACUGGUCAUCAACGAAUUGAUCAUGGUCGCCCUCGAGAUUACCACCUGGCACAUUUACAUGGUUCUGAGCGAGCUGGGUACAGCCAUGGUGUACUUUGGGUCAAUGGUCGUGCUGCCCGCCUACUUCGACAUGAACUUCGUCCUCUCCAAGCAGUUCGCCUACAAGGUGGCUGUCAUUGUUGCCAUCUCUAGCUUCCCACUCUACGUCAUUAAAGCGUUGCAUCAACGAUUCAACCCCGCGGCCUACGCAAAGGUCUCUGGUGUCUAG